GAAAUCCAAGAUGGUGGUGCUCGGCUGACCCGGCUGCGGUGAGGACCAGGGCCUCGGGGGCGGGGUCCAGCAGGUGUGUCCAGCAGACGCUCGCACACGCCUGCGGCCCGUGUUCGGCAGGUGACGGAAGUGCGGCCUCGGCCCACCCGACGCCUCUCAGGGAACCCUGCGCCUCCUGCCAUCGCUGCUAUGUCCGGGCUCAGCAACAAGCGCGCCGCGGGCGACGGGGGCUCAGGGCCCCCCGAGAAGAAGCUGAGCCGAGAAGAGAAGACCACCACCACCCUCAUCGAGCCCAUUCGUCUUGGGGGCAUUUCUUCCACGGAGGAGAUGGACUUGAAAGUACUACAGUUCAAGAACAAGAAACUGGCAGAACGACUGGAACAGCGACAAGCUUGCGAAGAUGAACUCCGAGAACGGAUUGAAAAGUUGGAGAAGCGGCAGGCCACAGAUGAUGCCACACUCCUCAUAGUCAACCGAUAUUGGGCCCAGCUGGAUGAAACUGUAGAAGCCCUUCUCCGAUGCCAUGAGAGCCAGAGGGAACUGUGUGCAGGGACAGAGGCCUCUGGGAGCCAGGAGGGGCCAACACGUGACAUUAUCCCUCUCACAGAGCCAGGCACAUCAGAACUGAAUGAGCCCCUGCCAGCGCAGCUGCGACCACCUCUCAGUGAGCCAGCCUUGGCUUUUGUGGUUGCGCUGGGUGCCAGCAGCAGUGAGGAAGUGGAGCUGCAGCUGCAGGGACGGAUGGAAUUCUCCAAGGCUGCUGUGUCCAGGGUGGUUGAGGCCUCAGACCGCCUACAGCGUCAGGUGGAGGAGCUCUGUCAGCGAGUGUACAGCCGGGGAGACAGUGAGCCUCCCACUGAGAUGGCAUGGGCACGCACCCGAGAGCUGGGUCGGGAGAACCGUCGACUGCAGGACUUGGCCACUCAGCUGCAAGAGAAGCACCACCGCAUCUCGUUGGAGUACUCUGAGCUGCAGGAUAAAGUGACAUCAACAGAGACCAAGGUCUUGGAGAUGGAGACAACAGUGGAGGACCUGCAGUGGGACAUUGAGAAGCUGCGCAAGCGAGAGCAAAAGCUCAAUAAGCACCUGGCAGAGGCCUUGGAGCAGCUCAACUCUGGCUACUACGUGUCUGGGAGCUCCUCAGGCUUUCAGGGAGGCCAAAUCACACUUAGCAUGCAGAAGUUUGAGAUGUUGAAUGCAGAGCUGGAAGAAAAUCAGGAAUUGGCCAAUAGCCGCAUGGCAGAACUAGAGAAGCUGCAGGCUGAGCUUCAGGGGGCUGUUCGAACCAAUGAGCGUCUUAAGGUAGCCCUGCGGAGCCUUCCUGAAGAGGUGGUACGUGAGACAGGGGAGUACCGCAUGCUACAGGCCCAGUUUUCACUUCUCUACAAUGAGUCUUUACAAGUGAAGACCCAGCUAGAUGAGGCUCGGGGGCUGCUGCUGGCCUCCAAGAACUCACACUUGAGACACAUUGAGCACAUGGAGAGUGAUGAGUUGGGGCUGCAAAAGAAACUCCGCACAGAAGUUAUCCAGUUGGAGGAUACCCUGGCCCAGGUGCGAAAGGAGUACGAGAUGCUGCGCAUCGAGUUUGAACAGAACCUGGCGGCCAAUGAGCAAGCUGGGCCUAUCAACCGUGAGAUGCGCCACCUGAUUAGCAGUCUUCAGAAUCAUAACCACCAGCUAAAAGGGGAUGCCCAGCGAUAUAAGCGGAAACUUCGAGAAGUACAGGCUGAGAUUAGCAAGCUCCGGGCCCAGGCCAGCGGCUCUACCCACAGCAUCCCUAACUUGAGCCAUCCAGAGGACUCUAGCCUCAGUACCCUACCUCCAGGGAAAGAAGAUGGUGGGCCAGGCCCUGGAGGUACUCCUGAAAACAAAAAGGAGAUGACUUUAGUGCCUGGAAUCACCACUACUACCUCCUCAGUAAAGAAAGAGGAGCUGGUCCCCUCUGAAGAUGAUGCCCAGACCCUAACCCCUGGGACCCAGGGCUUGUCCUCCCGGGGCCGAGAACCUGAGGCCAGACCCAAGCGAGAACUUCGGGAACGGGAAGGGCCUAGCCUAGGACCCCUACCUGUAGCCUCAGCUCUCUCAAGGGCUGAUCGAGAAAAGGCCAAGCUGGAGGAAGCCAAGAGGAAGGAGUCAGAACUGCUCAAAGGUCUUCGAGCAGAACUCAAGAAGGCCCAAGAAAGCCAGAAGGAGAUGAAACUGCUGCUGGACAUGUACAAAUCAGCACCCAAGGAGCAGCGGGAUAAAGUGCAACUCAUGGCAGCCGAACGGAAGGCCAAGGCUGAGGUAGAUGAACUUCGAAGCCGCAUCCGGGAGCUGGAGGAGAGAGAUCGAAGGGAAAGCAAGAAGAUUGCAGACGAGGAUGCUCUGCGGCGUAUUCGGCAGGCAGAGGAGCAAAUUGAACACCUGCAACGCAAAUUAGGUGCCACCAAGCAGGAGGAGGAGGCUCUGCUGUCAGAGAUGGAUGUGACAGGUCAGGCUUUUGAGGACAUGCAGGAACAAAAUGGGCGGCUGCUACAGCAGUUGCGGGAAAAGGAUGAUGCCAACUUUAAGCUGAUGUCAGAGCGUAUCAAGGCCAACCAGAUUCAUAAGCUGCUUCGAGAGGAGAAGGAUGAGUUGGGCGAGCAGGUUCUUGGCCUCAAGUCCCAGGUGGACGCCCAACUGCUGACUGUGCAGAAACUGGAGGAAAAGGAGCGGGCUUUGCAAGGCAGUCUUGGGGGUGUGGAGAAGGAGUUGACACUGCGCAGCCAAGCCCUGGAGCUUAAUAAGAGGAAGGCUGUAGAAGCAGCCCAGCUGGCAGAGGACCUGAAGGUACAGCUGGAACAUGUACAGACUCGGCUUCGAGAGAUCCAGCCAUGCCUGGCAGAGAGCCGGGCUGCUCGGGAGAAGGAGAGCUUCAACCUCAAGAGGGCUCAGGAGGACAUUUCUCGGCUGCGACGCAAACUGGAAAAACAGAGGAAGGUGGAGGUUUAUGCAGAUGCAGACGAGAUCCUGCAAGAAGAGAUCAAGGAGUACAAGGCGCGGUUGACCUGCCCCUGCUGUAACACCCGCAAGAAGGAUGCAGUACUUACCAAGUGCUUCCACGUUUUCUGCUUUGAGUGUGUGCGGGGCCGCUAUGAGGCCCGCCAGAGGAAGUGCCCCAAGUGCAAUGCAGCCUUUGGUGCCCAUGACUUCCACCGUGUGUACAUUAGCUGAACCUAAAUCUCAGGGGACUUUGGAACACCCUUUUACCCUAGGGGCUGUGCCCUCAGCUCCCCCUAUUCCAGGUGCAGUGGCUCCAAACUCCAUGAGCCCAGCCCCUGUGUACUUAGUUUGGGGCUGUUGGUGCAUGCUGAUGAGGUAGGAUUAACCAGUCUGAGUUCCAUUUUUUCCUGAUGGUUAGAUCUGCAUCCUAGGGGGCUCUCCCAAGUCCAAAGCAUCCAGCUGUAGCCUUGGAAGCUAACCCUAACCCUGCUCCAACUGGGAAGACAGACCCAUCCUACCCAUAAAGGGGAAUUUCUCCACCAAGAAAAGGCUCACUUACCUGUCUAUACACCCACAGUGAAGACCAGUGAUCCCUUGCUUGUCACUGGGUCCUGGGCCUAGAGAGCCUUUCUUUAUCCACUUGCCCCAGGCCUGGACAGGGCUUCAGCCUUCUUAAGGAGUUCCCUUGAGCUCUGGUAUGCCUCUUGUAGUACGAGCUGAAGGUGCACUCUGGAGUAUCUUCCCCAUUCAGGGAAACUCUGCCUUUAUUGUGCUCACUGCCCACCUCUCAAAUGCUGAACCAAGGUCAUCAAUUUCUCUUGUAACCAGGCUCUUCCCAAUCUCUACUUCUCUCCCAAGGUCACUUUGCCCCACCUCAUUCGUCCUCAGGUUCCUUUGGGUUCCUGGCCCUUGUCCUUGCCCUCUUUCAUCCUGUUGGUCUGAAACUGCUGUAGAAGUACAACUUGCCAAGAGGGGACAGCCCAGCACCGGCUGCUGGACCAACUUCCAGUCAUUCCAGGUCAAAGAGGGUUGCCCGAUACCCCAUGGCAUCUGUAUCCAGAUCCUGCAGUAUCUGCCCAAACUCCCAUGAGCAAUAAAGGCAGCAUCCAGUGGGGCUGAGAGAUAGAACUAUGACAGUUGUCUGGAUCAGCUUGAACUGACAGCCUCUGCUCUAGGGAUGUCUUGAAUGGGCCGUUAAUUGUUAAGAAUAAACAACCAACCCUAGGCCUACAGAGCAACCAGUCCACUUGGUCCAAACCUAAGUCUGUAGUUUUUAAGUGCUGUACCUAGUACCUAGCAGUCCCUUGGGUUGUUGUGAAUCUGGAGUAGGGGGCUGCCUAACUUUGAGACCCUGCUCCAGCCCUCCACAACAGCUGUUAUACAAGGACCUGACUGUCAGGGCCCUGGCUGGACUUUGGAAAGCUGAGCCUAGCCCAUCUGGAAAUAGUGCCUAGUUGGCUCACCCCAGGCCUUGUGAGCAGAAGUUCGCCAUGCCCCUCCUCAGUUAUUGAUCGUUUGGAUAACAGAAACCUUUGGGUUGCAUUCUUGGAGUUGUCCCCUAUCGCCCAGGACGAGAAAGUUUUCCUAUUGCUCCAACCAAAGACAGGAGUGAACCCAGUCUCAGUGUGUUACUUAUCGGCCUUGGCCACGCCUAUCUCAUGGGCACACAGACCAGGACGCCUCAGCGGGGUGACAUUUAAUUCCAGCCUGCUUGGGCCGCCAGCCUCUCGGGAGCUUGUGGAGCUUUGCGGAGCUUUGCGGAUUCAGCGUGCUGUAGGCUCUUCGGAUGGAGCCUUCACCCAGGCCACGCUGGGACUGGCACCGAGGCCUGUGCCGAGCGUGGGUGUUGGUGUGGUAUUCAUGGCCAUGGUGGUGGCCUCAGACUUGGCAGCUGCGAGCCUUCAAAAGGCCCCAGGGCUUUUUUUUAGCGUCCUGCGUGAGUGGUAACUCUGGGCCCUUGCUGCUUUCUGACCCCACCUAGUUUCGGGGGGGAGCCGCAGUGGCUGAACCAAGUUGGACUUGAGACAGAUGCAGGUGAUGGUGGCCUCAGGUGUGGAGUUGGCAGCGAUGGGGACGCUCCCAGAAGCGCAGGUUGCAGUGGGGGAUGACAUGGGACCACUGAGAAAAUGACUGCAGCUUGGCUUGCAGUGUUGAGGUGGAAAGGGUGGGGAAAACGCAGGGUAUUGCGUUAUAGAGACGAUGCUGCUACCUGAGCCAGUGAAGAGAACCAGUGCCUGAGAGGCUUGUGCAGCGGCGCUAGUCAAUCAGCACGAUCUUUUUGGCGUCAUCACCACAUGGACUCCUUAAGUAAAUGCAAAUAACUCCACAUCACUUCCCUAGAUAGAGUCCCUAGAGGCAACUCCCUCCCCCAUAUGAGUGAGAGGAACCUGAAGUUCUGUGUGGGUCUUCACACCUCAAGCCAAAAAAAUGGGGGUAAAGAUCCCAGGAACUCAGUACCUAGACUAAUUAUUGCAGCCUUGUCAGCAACAAUGGAAACAAUAAACCUUGGUUAACUGUCA
Nannospalax galili (Upper Galilee mountains blind mole rat) is the source of this 5483-nucleotide messenger RNA. RefSeq names its product ring finger protein 40 (gene Rnf40). Gene Ontology annotation, cellular component: nucleus; HULC complex. NCBI's taxonomy places the organism in Eukaryota, Metazoa, Chordata, Mammalia, Rodentia, Spalacidae. Gene Ontology annotation, molecular function: ubiquitin protein ligase activity; metal ion binding. The coding region runs from base 190 to 3195 and encodes 1001 amino acids. The record is from RefSeq and is a predicted model, not a curated record. The transcript is spliced from 19 exons.